Molecule: messenger RNA, 4316 nt
Organism: Tinamus guttatus (white-throated tinamou)
Lineage: Eukaryota; Metazoa; Chordata; Aves; Tinamiformes; Tinamidae
Source: RefSeq, a predicted model, not a curated record
UUGUUGUCUCCUGCUCUGCAUCACAUGAAGAAAACUCUUCUGCACCAGAUACACCUCAUGAACUCUCUCAGAUAAGAAAUGAGAUGGUGUCAUCAGAUGAACCUUCUAGAUCAGAAACCUCAUGUAUCCUCGGUUCGAGCUGUUCCUGGGUGGUGUCUACAGAUGGUUUUGGAGAACCAGACUGGGUGUUAUCUUCAGCUCGUGUCCUGCUGUCUCAGGAGGGGCAGCAGCUGCUUCCGGAGAGCAGCUCCUCUAGUGAAGACGUCAAAGGGGACAUUUUCCUCCUGAACAUCAGUAGGCUCCCAGGCAGAUGUGAAUUCAGCCUGCAUAGCCCUGUCCUGCCUGGGAGCUUGGACUCUUGCUUGCUGGAAUUGGUCAUAUAUUCACAAGAUGCUGUUCCUCUCCUCCAGAGGUUCACAGUUGAAAUCAGACAUGUGGAAACAAACAGAAAAACAAUAAUUCCUCUAAAAGUUGGCCAUGAAGAGGAUGCUGGGAUGAAAUGGAAACCACUGAUGGCCCAAAUUGGACGAAUAGAAAGACCUUUUAAAAUCACCUUGCUGUAUUCAAGCUGUGGAGCACAAGAGGCUGGACUGCUGGCAGUGGGCUCCUUGCAAUUCAGUAAUUGCUAUCAUGAUAAAGAAGACCAAGAUCUUUCUAUAUAUGACAAAGGCUCUGCCCUUCCCUGCCUUCUUGGAGGCUGUGUCAGCCAUUUGCAGAUCUGUGAAUUCAUCAGUGAUUGCCCUACAAAAGAAAAGGAGAGAGUGAGGUGUGACAGCCUCCCAGAGGGAUCACAUUGCUCUUUUGAAGAAGGUCCUUGUGGCUGGACACUGAAUGGCACUGUAGCAUCCACCUGGUCUAUUAGGGGCCUUACCAAAAUGAUUCAAGAAGCCCCAUUUAUAGGGUCUACCUUGCAAGCCACUGGAGGACACUUUCUGUACCUGCGAGCAGACAGCAAUCAGACCAGUGGCACAGCCAAGGCUUACAGCACCAGUUUGCCAGCCAAUAUUGCCACUGAAGACUACCAGGUCCAAUUCUCAGUGCAUGUUUUUGGCAGCUACAAUGGUACCAUCUCCUUCUCUAUCAGGGAAGAGACAAAGGGAGUGCCAAACACCUUGCAGAUGUGGGAAAAAGCAGGGAGCUGGAGUGACUACUGGUUUCUCAUCACUUUACCGAUGCCAGUGCUCCAGAACCGGUUUCACCUGCAACUGCUGGCAACGUGGGGCUGGAAUUCUCAAGCUGACAUUGCUGUGGACAAUAUUACAUUUGGACUCGACUGCUUCACUGAUGGAAGACAACAAAGCCAUUUUGGUGGGAAGCGCCAGUACCCACGGGAAGUUAGUGUCCUGGAUGAGCAUCUCCUGAAUCCGCUGGAGGAACCCUCCCUCCCAGGGGACACAUCCGUUGUUCUCUGGUGGUUCACGACGUGUGGUGCCAGUGGUCCACAUGGGCCAACUCAGGCCCAGUGUGACAGUGCCUACAAGGACAGCAACGUGUCAGUGGCUGUGGAGAAAGAGGGCAGCCUUCGAGGAGUGCAGGUCUGGAGAGUGCCAGCCACAAACCGAUACAGGAUUUCUGCCUAUGGAGCAGCUGGAGGGAAGGGAGCCAAGAACCACAAUAAGAGGUCCCACGGGGUCUUCAUCUCGGCCACCUUCCAGCUUGAGAAAGAUGAGCUGCUGUACAUCUUAGUGGGGCAGCAGGGGGAGGAUGCCUGCCCUGGGGGCAAUCCUCAAACCCAGAAGAUCUGCUUAGGGGAGUCAUCUCUCAUUGAGGAAGAUUACAAAAAGAAAAAGGACCUGAAGGAGUGGGCUGGAGGAGGUGGGGGUGGAGGAGGAGCCACCUACAUCUUCAGACAGAAAAAUGGGAUUUUCGAACCUUUGCUCAUCGCAGCAGGAGGAGGAGGGAAAGCCUACCUGAAGGCUCAGGAGAGCUCCCUAGAUGAUGCACCCCUGGAGCAGUUUGAGAACAGCACUGCAGUACCUGGAGUCAGUGGCAAUACUGGGGCAGCAGGUGGAGGUGGCGGCUGGCAAGACAUGACUCUGCUUCCUCAGGCUGGGAGGUCGCUCCUGGAAGGUGGCGAAGGGGGUCGGUCUUGUCCCCAGGCACUAGCCAAGCUCCAGUGGGCCACCUCUGGUGGCUUUGGUGGGGGAGGAGGAGCUUGUACUUCUGGUGGAGGUGGAGGAGGCUACAGAGGGGGGCAUGCCUCUGCUAAUGAUGAUAUCACGGCUGGUGGGCAGGAUGGCAUCUCUUUUGUGAACCCCAUUGGAGAGAUCUUCUUGCAUCCCCUGGCAGCCAUGGAGAGUCACGGGGAGGUGGAGGUUCAGAUCUACCUGAACUGCAGUCACUGCCACUCGGACAACUGUAAGCGGGACCCUGACACCAACCUGCCAGUCUGUCAGUGUGAGAUAGGGGCUGUGCUAGCCAAUGACAACGUCACCUGCACUGUACCACAGGGCCCUAUCCCAGAGGGACACCUGCCUCUCCCACUCCUCCUAGCCGUGGUGGCUAUGAUUGUGGUGCUUGGAAUGGUCCUCACUUGUGGCAGCCUGUCCAUUGUUUAUCACCUUAAGAAGCAGCAGCUAGAAGGAGCCAGAGCACGACUGCAAAGCCCAGAAUAUAAACUGAGCAAAAUCCGCACAUCAACCAUCAUGACAGAUUACAACCCCAACUACUGCUUCGCAGGGAAGGCCGCCACGCUGAGCGAGCUGAAGGAGAUCCCACGGAAGAACAUCUCUCUGCUUCGGGCACUAGGACAUGGUGCAUUUGGAGAGGUUUAUGAGGGCACAGUGGUAGGCAUCGCAGGAGAUCCCAACCCUCUUCAAGUAGCAAUCAAGACAUUGCCAGAAGUCUGCUCUGAGCAGGAUGAGAUGGAUUUCCUCAUGGAAGCAUUGAUAAUCAGUAAGUUCAGCCACCAAAACAUUGUGCAGUGCAUCGGGGUGAGCCUGCAGACGCUGCCGCGCUUCAUUCUGCUGGAGCUCAUGGCUGGAGGAGAUAUGAAGAGCUUCCUUCGGCAGAAUCGACCCCGAGUGAAUCAGCCAUCCACGCUAACGAUGCAGGACCUGCUGCACAUUUUUUUGGAUAUUGCCUGCGGCUGUAAAUAUCUGGAGGAGAAUCAUUUUAUCCACAGGGAUAUAGCUGCCAGGAAUUGCCUUUUGACCUGUGUUGGGGCAGGACGAAUAGCAAAAAUUGGUGACUUUGGGAUGGCCAGGGAUAUUUACAGAGCAAGUUACUAUCGCAAAGGAGGAAGAGCCAUGCUUCCUGUCAAGUGGAUGCCACCAGAAGCUUUUCUAGAGGGGAUUUUCACCUCCAAGACUGACACCUGGUCCUUUGGAGUGCUGCUCUGGGAGAUUUUUUCUCUAGGUUACAUGCCCUACCCUUGCAAAACCAACCAGGAAGUGCUGGAAUUUGUCACCAGUGGAGGAAGAAUGGAUCCACCAAAGAACUGUCCAGGGCCUGUAUACCGGAUCAUGACACAGUGCUGGCAACACAGCCCAGAGUAUCGGCCGAACUUCUCCACCAUCCUAGAAAGAAUCAAAUAUUGCACACAGGACCCUGAUGUGAUCAACACGGAGCUGCCUAUGGAGUGCGGCCCAGCCCCAGAGGACGAAGGGAGCACGGUCGUGCGCCCAAGCAUUUCUAGUGGGAUGGUGCCCCUGCUCGUGAGUCCUUCUCUUACAUCGCAGGCGCCCCCACAAACACUUGACUCCCCGUGUGCUGGGCGUAAGCCUGGGUUGUGUCCACAAGAGCUGCUGGUGGAGAACCUGAGCGCCUGGACGGCUCGAGGGCCCAGCCUGCCCUGCCUCAGCGAUUUCAACAGUGGGUCUUGGCUUCAGCAGAGCUCGAACCAGAAGCUGGAGCUCAGCAAUCCAUCAACCCACAGACUGAAGAACAAAACCAAAAACCUUUGGAACCCAACCUAUGGCUCAUGGGUGCUAGACAACAUCUGUCGUCCCAGCCCCAGCUCCAAACUCCAAGCAACUCCAGAGCGAGAAGAUUCAGGCUUUGAUGGGAACUGCAGUUCUUCUCCUAGUUCCCGGGCAUCGCCAGCAUCUCCGAGUCGAAGCAACUGCCCUCACCUGGAUAUCGGUGGGAUUGAACUGGUGAAACUUCAGACGUUCCCCUGUGGCAAUGUAAAUUACGCAUAUGAUGAUCUGUGCACUGGCCACCAGCCAUCAGCUUUGCAAGGGGCCAGAGCAGCUGUACUAAGGAGCUCCAGUCUGCGUAGAGAUGAGAAGUCUUUUCCUAAACCACAGAAAACGUCAAGAGAGAGGGACUCUGGGCUGUCUUUGUCAGAUGACUUGAGUGUUACACCAGUAUAA